UUUUUUAUUUUGUAUCCCUUUUUUCUCCAUGCGAAAAGACACAAUUGCCACUGUGGCUAAUUUACAAUUUGACACCGCUGUUGGACUGACACUAAGUUGCAUCGACGAGCUCACUGUUCCCCAGUUCAACGCAUUUCCUCUGUUCUUCUUUACUCAUACCAGAGGAGGCCGACCACGGCACCUUGGCCCCCAUCUUGGCAGCAGCAGCCCGGCGCGGCAGCUCCCGCAGAUGGUCGGCCGGCGCCGGCGGCUCCCGGGGCUCCCGCUGCGGCUCCUCGGCCUGGGGCGGCGGCUCCGGCCGCAGCUCGGCGGACCGGCGAUUCCCGGGGCUCACGCCGCAGCUCGGCGGACCAGCGGGUUCCGUGGCUCCCGCUGCAGCUCCUCGGCCCGGGACGGCGGCUCCCGUUGCAGCUCGGCGGCCCGCCGCGGCGGCUCCCGCUCCAGCUCGGCGAACGGGCGGAUUCCAGGGCUCGAGCUGCAGCUCGGCAGAUGGUGCGCUCGUUGCUGUUGCAGGGUUACUACAAGUGUAGCAGCGUUAGGGGCUGCCUAGCGAGGAGAUGCCAAGAGGUUCAAACCCUGGAUCCGUGUGGCACUGUGUGUGUGUUUGGCGUGGGGUGGGAGGAAGGGGAGAUAAUAUACUGACCAAUCUGGAGCAGAUCGUGGUGAUCCAUGGACGCAACAGUCGCCUUCCUGUCCGGCAGUCUGUGGGAUCGUCUCAGUUGUCAUCUGUGUGAAGCCUCGCUGUGCAGGGGUCGUCGGAGUUGAUGGCUUGGGGGCCGGCGGUGGAUCCGCCUCUCCACUAGCCAUGAACACCACGACACAACAAAAUCAAUCUAUGAUUUGUUAGUAGUUGGUUCCGUUGGAUAAAGCCAUGUAAAGAAAGUAAUGUGAUUUGUUCCCUGUUAAUUAGUUGCUUCGGUUGGAUACAGGCUUGUAAAGAAAAAAGAUUUGUACAGUGUCAAAUUGUAAAUUAGCCACAGGGGCA
Molecule: messenger RNA, 985 nt
Organism: Triticum aestivum (bread wheat)
Lineage: Eukaryota; Viridiplantae; Streptophyta; Magnoliopsida; Poales; Poaceae
Exons: 2
Coding region: 29-550 (173 amino acids)
Source: RefSeq, a predicted model, not a curated record